AUGAUAUCUGAUGAUAUGUGCUCUUCUCCAAAGUGUCAUCCAAAGUGCAAGUUCACAAAGGAGGAUGAUAUGAGGCUUUGCUCCAUUAUAUCUCAAUGCUCUGAGUUAAAUUGGAAACUUAUAUCUGAAAAAAUGGGUGAUAGAAAUCCACGCCAAUGUAAGGAAAGAUGGGAAAACUACUUAAAUCCAAAUAUUAACAGAAGUCCAUUUUCUGUCGCAGAAGAUAUUCUUCUUCUUGAAAAAUAUCAAGAAUUUGGUGCUAAAUGGGUUGUUAUUUCCAAAUACUUCAAUAAUAGAUCUGAUAUCAGUAUAAAAUCCAGAUAUAUGGUUUUGAAAAGAAGAGGAGUAACACUUGAAUUUCUUAGAACUCAUAAUGUUAGCUUUUUAGCUACAGGAACAAGCAAAAAGGCAAAAUUGUCACCACAGUCCAGUCCAAUUUAUGUCCAGACACCUCCAAUAACUAAUUAUGAAAUGGCCUAUCAACAACAAAUCAAUACAGCUCCAUCCCCAGCACCAAUGGAGUACCCUUCAGCUACAGUAUUUGAGGACAACUCAAACUCUAAAGUUGAUGACUUAAUCGACUGGUCCGUCGCUUCCGAUAUUUUCGAGUCAUUCGAACUUGCUUUUUAG
This is a messenger RNA of Trichomonas vaginalis G3, 630 nucleotides long. RefSeq names its product RNA polymerase II transcription regulator recruiting protein. Gene Ontology annotation, cellular component: nucleus. Bases 1 to 630 code for a protein of 209 amino acids. The transcript has a single exon. Gene Ontology annotation, biological process: regulation of DNA-templated transcription. Gene Ontology annotation, molecular function: DNA-binding transcription factor activity, RNA polymerase II-specific; RNA polymerase II cis-regulatory region sequence-specific DNA binding. The record is from RefSeq and is a predicted model, not a curated record. NCBI's taxonomy places the organism in Eukaryota, Parabasalia, Trichomonadida, Trichomonadidae.